Molecule: messenger RNA, 6915 nt
Organism: Mobula hypostoma (lesser devil ray)
Lineage: Eukaryota; Metazoa; Chordata; Chondrichthyes; Myliobatiformes; Myliobatidae
Product: ankyrin repeat and SAM domain-containing protein 6-like
Exons: 15
Coding region: 2281-4944 (887 amino acids)
Biological process (GO): protein localization to ciliary inversin compartment
Cellular component (GO): ciliary inversin compartment
Molecular function (GO): protein binding
Source: RefSeq, a predicted model, not a curated record
UCUCACCCAUCUUUUUCCCACUUGUACUCCUUCCCCACCUAAUGGCCUGAAAUGUUAACUGAUAUUAAUUUCCAUAGAUGCUGCCUGACCAGUUGAGUAUCUCCAGAAUUUUGUGCAUGUUACUCUGGAUUUUCAGCAUCUAGAUCCUCUUGUGUUUACUAUUCCAUGCGGACUUGGUGAUUGGAUCUUUGAGUGAUACCAGGUUAACUGCAAUAGUACAGUGUCUCACAGCUCCAUUGACCUGACUUCAAUCUAGACCAGAGGGGAUAACUUCACUCAUCUAUUUGCACAACUAUGGACUCACUUUCAAAGACUCUUCAUCUCAUGUUCUCUAUUUAUUAUUUUAUUUUCAUAUUUGCAGUUUGUUAUCUUUUGCAGAUUGGUUAUUUGUCCAUCCUGUGUGCACCCUUUCACUGACUGUAUUUCUUUAUUUAUUGAGAUACAGCGCAGAAUAGGCACUUUCUGCUCUUUAAGCCAUGCUGCCCAGCAACCCCCAAUUUAACCCUAGCCCGACAAUUUACAAUGACCAAUUAACCUACCAACCAGUACGCCUUUGGACUGUGGGAGGAAACUGGAGCACCUAGAGGAAACCCUUGCAGUCAUGCUCCUUACAAGCAGUGAUGGGAAUUGAAGCCGGCUCACCUGUACAGGUGAAGCACCUGUAGUAGGCUGCCCUAUUGUGUUUUGAUGUACUUACUGUGAUUGACAAUGAAUCUCUGGGUAGUAUAUGGUGAUAUAUGUACCUGGAUAAUAAAUUUACUUUGACCUUGGUUACUGUCUACAUAGAGUUUGCAUAUUUUCCAGUGACUGGAUUCCUUCUGUCUACUAUGACUUCCUCCAACAUCUCAAUUACUUGCAGGUUGUAAUAGAGUUCUCUAGAUUUACUCAAGCAUAUAGGUGAUUAUUAGAAUUUGGUAGUAAUUGAUCAGAGUGAGGAGAAAGAAAUUUGAUUAGUACAGGAUUAAUGUAAACGGCUACUUGAUGCACUUGCACAAACAGUAGGCCAAACAACUUGUUUCUAUGCUAUAUGAUUCUAUGCUAGAUAUUACCAUAACUUCUAUUCCCUUUUAUCCAACAUCUAAAAUCUAGGCAUCUAAAUUAAAAGAUCCAUUUUGUAGCUCAAUCAUGGCUCUGCCUUUUUAAGAUUAGUUUUAACCUGUAAUUCUAUCUAUCUUUUGGCUAGCCGUGAAUAACUUGUAAGAUUCUUGUCUAUUCUUCUUGUCUCUUUACACAAAACUUCCCUUGCACAUCAACAAUGUGAUACAAACAGAAUGUACUUUGCUUCAACUUCCUAUUAUAUUUUAAACAUUAUCUUUGUCAUUUAAAAAGCAUGAUUCCUUGUUGGGAAAACUGCUUUCUUUAUAUAUCCGAAUUUUAGGCUUACCUUGUGCUAUUGCACAUUACUUAAAAGUUCUACGCACAUACAAAUAAUUCCGGUGUGUGCAUGACCGUUUAGUGUUGAACUGGCAAGACGAACUUUUCCCAAUUCUGACCAAACGUUACAACCCUGACACGUUAACACUUUUUUUUCUCUCUACACAAAUACUAUCUGAUCUGCGGAGAACUUCUAGUAUUUGCUUUAUUUAUAUCUACAGUAUUUUGUACUGUUGCUUGAGCUUAUGUAUUCUGAACGGUUGUGUUUAUCCCAACCUCUGAAAGGCCAAGUCUACUUGGACUGACAUCUGUAGAAAAGACCCGCUGUGCUGAACAUUUGGUCUAAGACUGUGAUUGACAGGAAAAUUACGCAUCGUCUCCUAAAUCCCAUUAUGACGCAAGAUCCACCGUCAAUAAACCAGCUGCGGCUCUGAUGAAUGUCUGUUCCGAAUCGCGGGCGCCACAAAGGAACCCGCCCCCUCUCUGCGCUGAUUGACUGGUCUUCGAGACCCAGCCUCUGUUAGUAAAUAGUUGCCGGGUACAAAAGCCCCGCCUCCUUUCAGACUGAGGGAGUGAGGGAAAGAGGCGGUAGUGUAGGGAGUGGAUUGGUCAUGUGUCCUGCCAAUCAUAAGAAUUCCGUGAUUUUUUUAAACCUCGCCCCCCCUCCCCCCAAUCCACUAUUGUCCGUGACGCGCGAUGGUCCAGCCCGGGACCGAGCAAAUUAAUGAAGUCAUGCGGUCAGUGUAGAACCGAAGGAAAAUUUGGCUGUGGGUAUUGGUUUCCUGCACACUCUCCAAAAAGAUACACCACCAGCCAAGCGAUGUCAUUGCUUCUCAGCUCGGCGCUGAGGGGCGGCCGGCCUGCAGCUGCGAGGAGUUGGCUCCUGUGGCCGUCUCGCCGUUAGGAAUGGAGAGCGGGAUUCCGCCGACCUUCCAGCUGCUGUUCCGCGCGUGCGAAGAAGGAAACUUUGAGAACGCCCGGCGGUUGCUUGAGCCAGCCGAGGAGGAGAGAGCGGAGGCGGGCGAGGAGCCGGAUCUCAGGGCUCCGCAGGUGCCGGUGGACUGCACAGAUGACGACGGCAACUCGGCCCUGCAGUUCGCGGCCGGCAACGGCCACGAGCAUCUAGUACGGUUCCUGCUCAUGAAGGGGGCCUCGGUGGACAGCCGCAACCGCUACGGCUGGACGCCUCUCAUGCAGGCGGCCCGCUUCGGCCACCUGAACGUGGCUAAUGUGCUGCUGGAGAAUGGCGCGGACGCCAAUGCGGCCAAUAAGCUGGGCGUCAGCGUGCUAACGGGCGCGGCGCGGGGAGGCCACGUCGGACUGGCGCGCGCCCUGCUCGAAAGCGGCGCCCGCGUGGACGUCGGCGGUGACGUCAGCGUCGGGCCUCCGAGCUGGGUGGAGGAACGGACGAUCGGCCGGACGACCGGAGACUUGACUGCCCUGAUGGUGGCGGCGCAGCACGGCCACGACGCCGUGGUCCGCGUACUGUUGGAGUGGGGCUCCGUAGCGGGACAAACGGGCCACACCAGCGGCUGGAGUGCUCUCAUGUUGGCGGCACUCAAUGGUCAGCUGGGCGUGGCCCAGCAGCUGAUCGAGAGGGGGGCGGACCCCAAUCAAACCAACGCGGGAGGCGUAACUGCGUUUGAAAUCGCCUGCGCUGCUAAACAGAGGGAGAUGAGGAAUUAUCUCGAUUCAAAGACCAGUAACAGACCCAAGUCAGAUGAACAGAAAAGGAGACCUGAUAUAUUUCAUGCACUGAAAAUGGGAAGCUAUCAGUUGGUGAAGGAGAUUCUUGAUGAAGAUGCAAGUCAAGCCAAUGUUGUUAAUGCAGAUGGUGCCUCUCCAUUAAUGAUUGCUGCCAUGACAGGUCAGCUGGAACUUGUACAACUUCUUAGUGAAAGGAACUCUGAUAUUGACAAGCAAGAUGGUGUACAUGGCUGGACAGCCUUAAUGCAAGCUACUUAUCAUGGGAGCAAGGAUGUUGUGAAGUAUUUAUUGAAUCAAGGAGCAGAUGUCAAUCUCUGUGCCAAGAAUGGUGUAACUGCCUUCGAUCUUGUAAUGCUGCUAAAUGAUCCAGAUACAGAACUUGUGCGGCUUCUGGCAUCUGUCUGCAUGCAAGUAGAUAAAGAGAGAAAUAAGCCAAAAUCUAAGACGGUACCUCGCUCAAAAAGUAAACUGUCCUUAAACUUCCCUGUACCUCCAGAAGACAAGGGGGGAUUAAAGUCUUGGUGGAAUAGAAUGUCCAACAGAUUCCGUAAAUUGAAACUGACUAGGACACUUAGACAAGGCUUUUCUUCAAAUCGGCUUGCCCCUUUCUUUGAUGAACCUGAAAUUGGACUGGAUUCUACAAUGAAAGCCAACCCAAAGGAUGAGUCAAACAAUUCAGCCUUGACAUCUGUGGGUAAUAUAGAUUUCUCUAUGGCUUGGACAUCAAAAAGCAAGAACAGUGGACAUGACCAUAUUUGUACAGAGAAAGAUGACAUGCUUCUUACAACUAUGUUAAGAAAUGGUGCACCUUUUACUCGUCUUCCCAGCGACAAGCUAAAAGCAGUUAUUCCUCCAUUUUUGCCUCCAUCGAACUUUGAAGUGUGGAGCUCAGAUAGAAUACGAAUGAACAAAGAUGGCAAAAUGGAGCAUACAACGUUAUCUAUGCCUCACAGGUUUGCAAAGCCCAACUUCAACAGCAGUGGAAAUUCUGACGUCACUUCUGUCAGCAGGAUGGGAAAAUCUGUUAAACUUCCUCCUAUUCCAAAUCUUCCCAGGAGCCCGACUUCUCAGAACUUGGGACAUUUCAAUUAUUCUCCACAUUCCUCUGGUGGAUCCAAUGGAGUAGCUGGCAUCAGUCGACAUUGCAUCAAUGAAUCUCAUAACCGCUCAGGGGGUAGUUCGGAUAGUGUCUUGUCACAAAUUGCCGCCCAGAGACGGAAAGCAGCAGGUUUGCCAGAAUUGAAAAUGACCAGGCCUGAGAUUUUGCCUCAACUAAGCCUUGUUGAAACCAGCCAUCCUGAGCUGCCAGUCUCGCCAACUGUGGACAAUUGCAUUGUACAGAAAUGUAGCCAACAACGUCCAUCUUCUGGUACUUCAUCUAAUUCCAAGAGCACCUCUCCUACCCUGACUCCAUCACCAUCUCCCACACCUAAAAGUCCCCAAGGAGAAUCUUCAUUGUCCUCAUCUUCACAUCAGCAAACUAAGAGCAGUGGCGGAUCCAGUAGUGGAACCCUCACAGAUGAAGAUGAAUUAUCCAGUAUUUUAAAAAAGCUGUCACUUGAAAAAUAUCAACCCAUAUUUGAGGAACAAGAGGUGGAUAUGGAAGCAUUCCUUACGCUAACUGAUGGUGAUUUGAAAGAGCUGGGUGUGAAGACAGAUGGUUCAAGGCAACAGAUCUUAGCAGCAAUCUCAGAGUUAAAUGCUGGAAAGGGACGUGAAAGGCAGAUUCUGCAGGAGACGAUCCACAACUUUCAUUCUUCUUUUGGGAGCAGUGCAAGCAAUUCUCGUCAACUUAAUUUUCAACACUCUCCCAUUGCUUGGAUUAGUAGACCAAUGGCAUCAUCAGAUAAAAGAUUAACUUGAAUUGGCACACAAUUAAGGAGGGAAUUUGAAAAGAUCCUACAAAAGCUGACUAAAACCUCGAGCUUCCUGCACACAUCCUCUAUGGUAUCUGAAGUUGUACGUGACUUUCAGGUCUCAAACAGUUGUCAGUAUAACAAGGAACCACUGAAUGAUGAAUUCUUGCCAUACCCUCUGAAAGGAUGAAGAUACGUCAUCUGUGCAAUCCUGCCUCAUUUUAGUGUUGCAUUUUUAAUGCAUCUAAUUAUGAAAGAUGUCUUUCAAAAUUUGCAUACAAUAAUUUUGCAUUGCAAUAGUGAUUUGCAGUGACUGUAUCAACUUGCAUAACAAUGUAUUACACUAAUUACUGCAAAUAACUGUUGAGUGAUCAUGUCUUAGAUGAAGUUGUUUAUUUAUGCUUGUGAUUUUUCUGAAAUCGCUCCAAGGUGUUUAUUACCACAAUAGAAAAAAGUAUGUUAUCAUGAUGUAUUCUUCAUUUACAAAAUUUUGAACCCAACUUGGUGACGAGGGAUACUCUAAGAGACUAUCUUCAGCUUCAGUUGGCAUGCCAGCAUUCUUUUACAGUUAUGGUAACUGAAGUACUUCUAUUUGAGCAGGAAUUAUUGGUAUUAAUGCAUCUUUAAACCAAAUAGAAACUGAUAAUCUGCUGUGAUUAAACAUGGAACAGUAUAGGCCUUCAGCCUACGAUUUGGCUUCCACGGCAAUAAAUUCCACAGGUUCACCAUCCUCUGGCUAAAGAAAAUUCUCAUCUGUUGUAAAUGGUCUUAGUAUUGAGGCUGUGCCCUCUGGUCCUGGACACACCACUAAGGGAAACAUCCUCGGUAUCCUCUAUCUAGGCCUUUCAGGUUUCCAUUAGAUUCCUCAGAUUCUUUUAAACUCCAGUGAGUAUAGGUUCAGAGCCAUCAAAUGCUCUGCCCUUUCAUUCCUGGAAUCAUUACCUGGACCCUCUCUAAUGCCAGCACAUCCUUUCUUAGAUGAGGGCCCAAAACUGCUCACAGCAUCACAUCCUUGCUCUUAUAUUUGUGUCCUCUCGAAAUGACUGGCAAAUAUCAUUUACCUUCCUUACCACUGACUGAACCUGCAAGUUAAUGUUUAGGAAAUCCUGCACCACUGCCACAACAUUUACUGGUCUUUAAUAGUGGUGAUUAUCUCUCACCUUUCUUCAACAAAGAAAUAACAUUUGCCACCCUCCGAUCUUCUGGUAUUAAUCAGAAAUCCCGACUAUUUGCCUGAUGAUCCAUAUCUUGUGGUUCCACAAUUGCUUGGGCCCUGUUUUUAGUCUUCUCUGAAACAUCAACUGUUUAUUUAUUUGCAUAGAUACUGCCUGACCUGUGCAUUCCUCUAGAAUUGUGUUGUUCCUGUAUCCAUUUUAAAUUGACAAAGUUCAGUGUAACUUAGGAAGUCUACUAAUGUCCUGAUUAUGUCAGAUGAUUGAUUGUGCCAUACUAUUUGAAAUUUGUGCACAGAUAUUGUCAAAUAGGGUUGCACUUUUAAACUUUAACUAGGAACUGCAUUUUAUUAAAGGGUGUGUGUUCCUGCAUUAAAACAAUUUGAGCAGGAAAUGUUUUAAACAUUAUCUUGGAUACAGUUGAGUAUGAUUAACUUAGUAGCAGUAGUUUUUGAAAUAGGGUUUGAGAGGGGGAAAAACAAGCAGUUUUCCUGGAGCUGCUGUCUACACUUUGUCUCUGGUAGCAAUUAUGCAGCCAUAUUCAUGAGUUUCUCCUUUGGAGGUAGAGAAGGAACACUAAAGUAGCUGGUUUGAUCUGCUAAUGAAAUGCUCAUUUAGUUGAUUAUAUAAGCUCCUCCAUGACCAGCCAACUGCACAAAUCAAUGUCAAGAAUCACUUUUUCAUUUGUAAAAUUCAAAUAAACCUAUGAAAAUUAAUUGUCUUGUUUUUGAUGUCAUUAGCAACUACAUACACACUGGUAUCAAGACCCUUUAUUAUUGGGUAACUAGCUAAAAACAGCUGAGCAC